AUGUUCUACUCGGAGACCAUUCUUUCGCGGCGGGGGCCUUUGGGCAAGGUAUGGCUCGCCGCUCACAUGGAACGUAAACUCUCCAAGACCCAAACAUUGCAAACAGACAUAGAACAAUCUGUUGAUGCGAUUAUGGGUCAGGAGAUUGAAGUAAUGGCUCUGCGUCUCAGUGGCCAGCUUCUCCUCGGUGUUGUUCGCAUUUACAGUCGGAAAGCCAAGUACCUGCUGGAUGACUGCAAUGAGGCCUUAUUGAAGAUCAAGAUGGCAUUCCGUCCAGGCAUGGUUGAUAUGACGGAGGACCAGCUUGUUGUGAAUAAGACGUCCAUUACGUUACAAGGUCUCGGUCUUGAUCUUGAUCUUCUUCUCCCUGACGUGAACUGGGAAAUGGAUUUCGAAGACAGACCAAUCCACCCACAGGGUCACCACCAGGCUCACGUGGAUGACAUUACACUGCGAACCGUAGAUGACUUCCAACGGUUUGAUCUGGGGGAUCCUUUCACCGUUGGGCCCUCGGACGGAAUUGGUUCGCAAGACUUCGUUGAUGUGGACCUUGGAAUUGAUUGGGAUAGCGAGGUUCGAAUUGGCGGGGAGAAAGACCACGACGGAACGAGCGUGGAUGACAGCGUUGGAGUUGGACGUGACGCGGCCGGUCGCAGGAAUUCCAUUGAUUCACAUAUCUUGGGUAUACAGGACAUGGAUGUCGAUGUCGAUCUCCUCUCUAACAGGAGCAAGAGCAGAGCCCUUUCUGAGCAUCCCUUUAGGACUGACAUGGAUUUCGAGUUCCCUGACAUGGGUGGUGUUGACUUGGAAGAUUUAGGAGUAGGCUUUGGUGAACCAGGUAUCAACGACCUCUCCAAAUUGCCUGGUCAGAAUAAGUCAUUGUCUCGUGCUUCAUCGCCGCUCACAGACUUGCCCGACACACCACGUCAAGAUGUCGACCUGGCUGCUAUCGUACCUCCCACUUUAGACCUUGGAAAGGUGAAGAGGAAAGUCAAGGGAAAAAAACAAAUCAUCGAUUCUGUCACUGAAUUGGACGACACUCUGGGCGGGAAGGUUGGACGUGGAAAAGGGACAGUAUUCGGUCCGCCGACUAAGAAGGACGUCACCGAUAUUGUGACCGACCAACGCUUCCUCCCAAAAUCGUCUCUUCUUCUGCGGCUCCUUGAAAUUCGUGAUGAUCCCCUUGCUUAUUUCAUGCCAACCGCUGUUACACCAAAUGGGACAUUUUUCUGCGCUGCUCCGCCAGGAUUAGCUCCAGACCUGGCAAACCUUUUCAUGCGUCCCGCUCACACUUCGUCCAUGAAACGUCGGGCCGGAUCUCCCAAGAAAACUCCCUCCAAACGUCCUCGACUAAACCCAAACAACGAAACGGAGGACGAAAUUGAACAUGGGCGUAGAGCCGAUAGUCUUGCCCCAAGCAUAGCCAUUGGGAGUGACAUCCAUAGACAAGGCAGCCUCGGCCCGUACGGCGAUCUUGAGUUUGCUGAGCAACCCAGCGCCGUCGAUGAUUACCAGCUCCAUGUCCCUGACUUCGAUGCCUCAGGUGAAAGAAGAGAUCAGUCAGCAGGGUUGAGCGAUCUAAGUCGCCUUUCCACCCCGGGAGUCGAUGAAGCCUUCCCCAAUGACGGUGAUGACCGGCUUGUCGACAGUGCAUGCCCUCUAUCAAUAUUUGAUGUUCGACAAUCAACACAAACUCAGGAAGUAGACAAAGACGACCAGGAAGGGAAAGGUUAUAGCAAGAACACUGUAAAAGCGUUGGGGCUUCUCAGGAGGGAGCUUGAGCAUGCCGUUGGUGAGACUAUGGGGGACACAAAAUUGAGCUUCAACAGAAUUUCGGAUAAGGCAUCUCGUCGUGCUGCUGCCUCCUUUUUUUUCGAAUUGCUCGUUAUAGGCACUCGGGACUGCGUGACGCUCGCUCAGGCAGGCUCAUUUGAAAAUAUUGAGGUUAGCGCAAAGCCGAAGCUUUGGGACCAACAACGUCACGACGUUCCCCUCACAUUGUGA
Messenger RNA from Laccaria bicolor S238N-H82, 2004 nucleotides. RefSeq lists its product as uncharacterized. The coding region runs from base 1 to 2004 and encodes 667 amino acids. Gene Ontology annotation, cellular component: synaptonemal complex; cohesin complex. Gene Ontology annotation, molecular function: protein binding; chromatin binding. The record is from RefSeq and is a predicted model, not a curated record. Lineage: Eukaryota; Fungi; Basidiomycota; Agaricomycetes; Agaricales; Hydnangiaceae. The transcript has 7 exons. Gene Ontology annotation, biological process: synaptonemal complex assembly; mitotic sister chromatid cohesion; replication-born double-strand break repair via sister chromatid exchange.